UGAAGCGUCUAUGAACAUCCAUGAAUAUGCAGCCCUAACUGUAGGGAAGAGUUUAAGUUGAAAUUGACUGCGAUUUGUUUUGUGUACAACUGACUGUGAGGGAACAUCACCUGGCCAGUGAGUGGAUCGGUGGCUGUCUGACUUGAGCCAGCUAAUUACGGAGAUGGCAUGGGACUCAGGUAUCUGACCUUCUCCUUGGAAACUGUUUACCUGUGCAUCACACAUGUGAAAGGGCUCGCUAUAGCACAGGUGUGUCUAGACAGUAUUUUCCGCUAGAUGGCUCCUGGUAGCCACGUGAUUUCUGUGCUCAAUGAACAAGUCGCCGCCAUUCCAGGAAUCAGCCUACUUUGUGCACCAGCGCUACGAGGACACUGCUCACGUGGUCUUCCAACAGCUUCAGAAGAAGAAGAAAGACUUGUCCCAAGGGAAACCAAGACAACCUGACGAUGCUAGUGCUGGUGUUGAAGUAACUCACUAUGGUAACGUGGGCGUGAUUGCACGAAAGGAAGCCGCUGAACGAUUCGCUGCGUAUAGGAAGGCUGAGAAAGAGGAGAAGAAGAAGGCAGAGAAGAAGGCGGAGAAGAAGGCAGAGAAGAGCUCAAAGAACAAAGACUCUACUCCUAAGAAAGGUGCUAAAGCCUUGAAAGAACCAUCUGUGACUGAAAAGUAUACUCCAUUAUCGAGUCCCGGGGCAGACACAUCUAGGUUUUCAUAGUGAUCACUCACCGUACAGUCGGAGGGAGACCAGUCUUAGUUCUGACAAUAGUACACCAUUUCAGAGUCCCAGAAGUGCACAGUUGUCUUUUAGAACUGAACUUGAAUUUAAAGAGGUUCCACUGAGUCCAAAGAGAACGCAAACAAAUCCCAUUGAAACACAAAACAGUCCAGUAGUAACUUUGAAAAGUACCAGAGAGACACUGAACAGCCCUAAAAGGACCGUGAGUAGUCCUAAAGAUUCACCUAAUAGAUCUAGGGAGACAAGUCCUAAAGAGACAUUAAAUAGUCACAAGAGACACUAAAUGACCUUGAGGCUGCACCAAGGAAGCCUAGAGAAACCCCGAACCAUCCAGUAGAAACAUUGAACAGUACUAGAGUGACCUUAAAUAACCCUAAAGCAUUGAAUAGCCCUAAUAAUUCACUGAAUAGUCCUAGAGAUUCAUUGAAUAGUCCGAAAGAGACCUUAAAUAGUUCGGGAGAAGCUUCGAGUAGCUUCAGGUCUGUAGAAACAGCAAGUAGUCCUCAGGAAAACAGCUUUGGCAUAGAAGAGGAAUCUCUACCAUAUAGCCCCAAAGAAGUUAGCUUCACAUCAGAACAAGACUUUGUACCUCUGAGCCCUAAUGGGAAGGAUCUGAGUUCAGAAGAAGACAAAUCACAGGUCCUUGACGACAGUGACAGUGUUGUUGACUUUGGUCACUACGGUAACACAGGAGUGGUAGCCACAAAACAGGCGGCUACUCGGGUUACGUCGAUCACCAGGAAAGAAGGGAGAAGUGUUCAGAGUAAAGUCUGUCAGAUAAUGUGACAACAUAGGGAGAUGUCCAUGCCAUUUGUGCCAACUACGUAGUGUAGAUCACGAAAGCAUUUGUACAAGGUUGUGGAAGCAUAGCUCGUAAAUAACCUGUGUAAAUUUGGAUAAUAUUGGCGAUUUUAGGAGUGCUUCCAGUGCUGGUGACUUGACAAUCAGAUUAACUCAGCUCCGGCUUCACAUUCAUACCCAUCGAAUUCAAUAACUUUGUCUUGGAAGUAUAUUUUAGCUGUGCAAAAUUAGGAAGAGUGGACUCAAUUCAGCCUGUGUUUGAAGUGUUGAAUACUGGUUUCAACAGAAAUAAUUGUUCUUUGAAUUGGUGUGUGUUAGUCUGUGUUCUUGAUCCAAUAUGGAGCUUCAUCCUAUGUUAGACACAGAUACAUCUGCCAAUCCAAGCUUAUGGUACGUGUUGGCAACAUCGGGGGAAAGUCCCACCAUGAGGGUAGGACACACGUGUACAUACAUCAAAGGGAAGGAUUACGCUGGGAAGGAGGAUGCUGGGAAGUUGUAUGUAAUUGGUGGCGCGAACCCAAGUGGGAUGUUUGCUGACACCUAUGUACUGGAUCUCAAUACUCUGCAAUGGGAUACCAUCGACGCCACAGGGCUCCGUGCCCGUUACGAACAUGUAGCAUUCUGUGCAGAAAGUCUUCCGGGAAAAAUCUUCAUUUUCGGUGGUGCUGAUCAGAGUGGGAAUAUGAACGAGGUCCAGUGCCUGGAUACAGCCGACAACUCAUGGAGCACUGUGGCAGUAUCUGGAACGGCACCUGCUCCCCGGACAUUUCACACGACGGCAGUUGUCAAGGACAAGCUUAUUGUCUACAGUGGCGGCCAUAGUGGGGCUGAUCCAGUUGGAGAUCGACAAGUCCACAGCUACGAUGUAUCUACUUCCACAUGGUCUGUGUUAAGUCUGCGCGGAGAUUCACCCAAACCUCGUCAUGGACAUGUCAUGGUUGCUAUUGGCAACAGAGUUUUUGUGCAUGGUGGUAUGGCUGGGUCAUCUUUCUAUGAUGAUCUUCAUGUCCUUGACCUUGACAAGAAUGCUUGGAGUAAUGUGAAGCGCAAGAAGAUGUGCCCGUCUGCUAGAGCAGGUCACAGUGGUGUUGCAGACGGCACAGAUCUCUACAUCUUUGGUGGGAUGAACAGGGAUGGUGCUCUGGAUGAUAUGUACAAGCUUGAUACAGUGUCGAUGGUAUGGACGAAGGUGGAGCUUCAGGGCCCUCCACCACCAAGUCGUCUGGACUUUGGCAUGUGUGUCAUCAACCUCUUCCGAUCACAAAACCCAAACCAAGACUUGAGCACAGAUAUCGCAGCAACUUCAAAGAAGGCCCAGGAAGUCCUGGACACCGAGCUGAAACCAGGAAGUGCCAGCUCCCGGGACUCCAGACAGGACAAUGGUCCAGACUUGGCCAGCAUUGGAGCCGACAUGGAAUUAGCUGGAGCAGAAAGUCUUGAGGCACUGGGAGAGAAGUCAAAGGGAGAGAACUCUAAAGACCCAGCCAAGGAAGCACCUGCAGCUGACAAGAAGAAACUCACCCUGUGUCUGGUGAAUGGCGGCAUGGAUACUGAAGGAGAGAUAUUUGAUGACACCCUUGUCAUUCUGCUGCAGGGGUCGUAGUGGUCAACUACACUGUAACAAUGUGUUGCUUGAUGUGUCUUGUGUAUGGGUACAAAACCUCAUCUACUGCUUGCAGUAGAGAAACAAGGCCUCAUUACAGCAUUUUAUGUAUGCUUCAAGACAUAUCCAACUUCUGACACCAAUAGCAAAUGGAAGACAGAAAGACAAAUGUAUCCUACCUGUAAAUCAAGUUGUGUCAUGUUACAACCUGGGAGGCCAACCUCUGUGUUAAUUAGAUCACCCAUGGCUUGAUAUUGUGGAAGGCAGGAGUUUGUGAAUGAGGUGACAUUGGUGUU
Messenger RNA from Haliotis rubra (blacklip abalone), 3436 nucleotides. Its product is annotated as rab9 effector protein with kelch motifs-like. Lineage: Eukaryota; Metazoa; Mollusca; Gastropoda; Lepetellida; Haliotidae. The transcript has 4 exons. Bases 1875 to 3140 code for a protein of 421 amino acids. Gene Ontology annotation, molecular function: protein binding. The record is from RefSeq and is a predicted model, not a curated record.